Molecule: messenger RNA, 447 nt
Organism: Cyclospora cayetanensis
Lineage: Eukaryota; Apicomplexa; Conoidasida; Eucoccidiorida; Eimeriidae
Product: ADP-ribosylation factor-like protein 2
Exons: 4
Coding region: 1-447 (148 amino acids)
Biological process (GO): protein folding
Cellular component (GO): cytoplasm; microtubule cytoskeleton
Molecular function (GO): GTPase activity; GTP binding
Source: RefSeq, a predicted model, not a curated record
AUGGUGCUCCUGAAGGUUCUGAGGAAAACAAAGGCGAGAGAGAAGGAACUUCGCCUCCUCAUGCUGUUCCGUCUAAGCGUUUGGGAUGUAGGGGGUCAAAGAACCAUUCGGGCUUUUUGGAGGCAUUACUUUGAGUGUACGGAUGGCCUCAUCUGGGUAGUGGACUCGGCAGACAGAGAAAGGAUGAAGAUCUGCAGAGAAGAACUUCACAGACUCCUAAAGGAAGAGCGCCUGGCCGGCAUUCCCGUGCUGAUCCUUGCGAAUAAACAGGACGUUCCAUCAGCUCUCUCCCCAGAAGAAAUCAAGCUGGCCCUCGGUCUGGACGCCAUGGCUUCCUCCCGCCACUGGGCAGUUUUGCCCUGCAGCGCUAAACAGGGAACCGGCUUGCUCGAGGGGAUGACAUGGCUCGUUUCGGAUAUUGCAAACAGAGUUUUCAUCAGACUCUGA